UCGCCGUGCGGCCCUCCCGACGCGUGCGCAGAGCCUCCGGCCGGAGAGCGGCUCCGAGCGGCAUGGGGAAGGUGGGGCUGCAGCUGCGGGCCACGCUGGAGGGGGUGACCGGCCUGAGGCCCGUGGGCGACGACUUCCGCUGGUACCUGAAGAUGAAGUGCGGGAGCUGUGGGGAGAUUUCGGAGAAGUGGCAGUACAUCCGCCUGAUGGACAGCGUCCCGCUGAAGGGGGGCCGCGGGAAAGCCUCGAUGGUACAGAAGUGCCGGCUCUGUUCCCGGGAGAACUCCAUCGAUAUUUUGAGCAACUCCAUCAGGCCCUACAACGCGGAAGACAGCGAGACGUUCAAGACGAUAGUUGAAUUUGAGUGUCGCGGGCUGGAGCCGGUGGACUUUCAACCCCAGGCCGGGUUCGCGGCUGAGGGGACGGAGUCCAAGACGCCGUUCGGCGACAUUAAUUUGCAAGAGAAGGACUGGAACGACUACGAUGAAACCCUGAAGGCGGCGGUGGGAAUCUACGAUGUCACCCACCAGUUUGUCAAGUGCUGAGCUCCCACGUCCGGGAGGGCAGCGGAGGAGCCGGCGGACGGGGGAUGAGGGGACGUGACCGUUGUCCCCAACCCGCGUGAGCUGGGGCUUGGGUCGUCACAGCCGGGGGGGCCCUCCCCAGCCCCCCGAAUAAAAGCCUCCUGUUGCACGCGGCC
Molecule: messenger RNA, 700 nt
Organism: Tachyglossus aculeatus (Australian echidna)
Lineage: Eukaryota; Metazoa; Chordata; Mammalia; Monotremata; Tachyglossidae
Gene: CZIB
Product: CXXC motif containing zinc binding protein
Exons: 8
Coding region: 63-545 (160 amino acids)
Molecular function (GO): zinc ion binding
Source: RefSeq, a predicted model, not a curated record